GCUUUUGGCUCGUAUUCACGCUCUUCCGCUCAUUUCCAAGCCAGGUGCUUGACGACAAACCUCAGAGAGGGAGAGAGAGAGAGAGAGAGAGAGCGAGAGAGAGAGAGAGAGAGGGAGAGUGCGUCGCAGAAAAAAAAAUAACACUUUUACGACUCCUGCAAACUGACUGCGGAACAUUGCUUUCACCUUUGUGGAUUUCUUUACGUGUGUGCAUCUUACAUGUAUUUUUUUCUCCUGUAUUGCCUGCCGCAGGUCUGAAAGAGAGUUGUAACCGGACUUGAACGAACGCGCAUCAGUGUUUUAACUGGAAAAGCAAAAACCGGGCGCUGGAUUUUUAUUUUUUUUCUCUUUUAUUUUUGCUGUUUUCCAGCCAGACUCAGAACAUCUCAGACGUGGCAUGACUGGUAUCUGGCAUCUAGACAGGUGAAUAGUUUCCCUUCCUUCCGAAAAGAACUUUUCCUCGUCAUUAAACAUUGGGGAUAAAAAAAGUAUAGGCUACUUUUUUUUUUAAAGAUGUCAAAGCCUGCUGAUCAUAUCAAGAGACCCAUGAACGCGUUCAUGGUUUGGUCCCGGGGCCAGAGGAGAAAAAUGGCACAGGAGAAUCCCAAAAUGCACAACUCGGAGAUCAGCAAAAGACUGGGCGCCGAGUGGAAGCUGCUGUCCGAGUCUGAGAAGAGACCUUACAUCGACGAGGCCAAGAGGCUGCGCGCUCAGCACAUGAAGGAGCACCCCGACUACAAGUACAGACCCAGGCGCAAGCCCAAAAAUCUGCUCAAGAAGGACAGGUACGUUUUCCCUUUGCCUUACCUCGGGGACACCGACCACUUGAAGGGACUCCCCAUGUCGGCCGCGGACUCUCUGUUGAGCCACUCCGAGAAAGCCCGAGCGUUUCUGCCGCCGACGAGCGCCCCGUACUCUUUCCUCGACCCGAGCCAGUUCAGCUCCAGCGCCAUCCAGAAGAUGACGGAGAUGCCGCACGCGCUGAGCACCAGCACUUUGCCCUACGCGUCCUCUUUGGGAUAUCAGAACGGUGCGUUCGGCACCCUUGGGUGCCCCAGUCAGCACACCCACACCCACCCGUCGCCCACAAACCCGGGCUACGUCGUCCCGUGUAACUGCUCGGCCUGGUCCACGUCAAGUUUACAGCCCCCGGUGGCCUACAUACUUUUUCCAGGUAUGACCAAGACUGGGAUAGACCCUUACUCAUCCACACACGCCACUGCCAUGUAACCCUCAAAGACUCUUUUUUCUUUUCUUUUUUUUUAAUUCACUUGAAUACUGAAAUGCAUGUAAAUAUAAUAUGGACAGCGCGCCCAUUGAGAAGGCAUGAACAUUAUUAGCUGCCUUGGACUUGUUAUGGCAAAAAAAGAGAGAGAGAAAAAGAAACUUUUCCAGAAAUCCAACAAGUUCCUGAGUCGUGCAGAGGAGCUGGGAUUUGGUGUAAAGGACGGUGCCCUGUGAACUGUAAGAAAUGUAAAUGUUAUAACGUUUAUGGCAGCCCGAAAAAGGAGGCCUUUAACUUUAUUUAUUGUGUACAUUUCAAUGCUGAUAUGCUGAUUUGUGUUGAUUAUCGAUAGGGAACUCUUUUUAUUUUUGACAAUUUGGCUUGCACAAUUAGCAUUCUUAUUUCCUGUAUAGGCCUAAGUAGUUUACAUUUUUGGCACUCGUAAUUUUAUGAAAAAUCUCAAUCUAAAUCAGAACCUAUAGGCUGGACUAUAUACGGGUCAUAUUGUUUAUAUUGAUCAAAACCUGGCACAUAAAACUAGACGGUCUAUUUAAGAUGACAAAGAGAAGAAAAAAAAACCCAUUUACGUUCAAAUGUUUUAUUUUGCUUUUUUUCCCUGUGGUUCAGUGCUAAUAUAGUCACACGCGUUUUGUUUUGUUUUCGUUUUUAAGGAUAACUUCUAUUUGAAUUCAAGGAGUUAUAUAUGUGUAUUAUCAUCCAAGAUGGUAAUUUAAAACCUGUCAUGUUAUGGAAAGGAUAAUGUAUCUUGAAGGUUGAUACCUCCUGCUCUUUGUUCAAUUGCUGAGCAAAGGCAUUUCGAAUAAAGACAAUCUGUCUUCAACGCUAUCAA
Perca fluviatilis (European perch) is the source of this 2075-nucleotide messenger RNA. RefSeq names its product SRY-box transcription factor 14 (gene sox14). Bases 514 to 1230 code for a protein of 238 amino acids. NCBI's taxonomy places the organism in Eukaryota, Metazoa, Chordata, Actinopteri, Perciformes, Percidae. The record is from RefSeq and is a predicted model, not a curated record. Gene Ontology annotation, molecular function: DNA-binding transcription factor activity, RNA polymerase II-specific; RNA polymerase II cis-regulatory region sequence-specific DNA binding. The transcript has a single exon. Gene Ontology annotation, biological process: cell differentiation; regulation of DNA-templated transcription; anatomical structure morphogenesis.